GGCGCUGCGGGGGAGGGGCGCGGCGCCCUCAGGCCCGGCUCCUUUCGUUCUUUCACCCUGGGGGUCUCCCGGAAUGAAAACUGCCCCCGGCCAGGCCGGAGCGCGCGGAUGAAAGGGGCACUCGGACCGCGAGAGGAGCCUCCUCCCGCCCGGGCUGCGGAAACUGGCAGCGCAGGGGGUGUCUGGCCACCCCGGCGCUCGAAAGCGGGAGAAGGGGGACAACCGCUCCCUCAAGUGGGUCUCCCCACGGCGUACUCACCCUGCUAACACCUUACUAACUCAAUAUCCAGUCCCGUCGGGACUCUUGGGUCGGAAUCUCGAAUCCUUUCUUCUAUCUUUCCCCUCUUUCCUCUGGUUCUUGGUAUGCCCCAGGGGACAGAUGUCUUGGGAUCUUUAACAUUUGGGAUGCUGCAAAUGCCGAAGUUAAAUGAAAUACCUCCGGGGAGGGAAGAUCGGGGGGAUACUCGGGGAGAGGGAAGAUGGCCUGGACGAACAGGUCUUGAAGCUGCGAAGCAGGAGCGGGGGCCGCUGGGUCUCUUGGGCGGCGCCAGAGCUCCAUGGGACAGCUGGGGAAACUCCAGACUGCCUACAAGACCUGGUCCCAGCUGGGAGCGGCAUCACCCUUCCCCACUCUGUACCUCCUCCUCCCAGAAGCCCACCAUGGAGAGUAAGGAUGAGGUCAGCGACACCGACAGCGGCAUCAUCCUGCAGUCUGGCCCCGACAGCCCAGUCUCCCCAAUGAAGGAGCUGACCCAGGCAGUGCGCAAGCAGCAGCGGGCCCUGGAGGAGCGGCUGGAGGCCUGCCUGGAGGAGCUGAGGAGACUCUGCCUGAGGGAGGCGGAGUUGACGGGCACAUUACCAACAGAGUAUCCGCUCAAACCAGGGGAAAAGGCCCCCAAGGUCCGCCGCAGGAUUGGAGCCGCUUACAAACUGGACGAACGGGCCUUGCACAGGGAGGACCCCCUGAGCAGCCUGGAGCGGGAGCUGGCCUUGCAGCUGCAGAUCGCGGAGGCGGCCCGGCGGCUGUGCCAGGAGGAGAACAUCAGCAGGCAGGCCCGGCGGCAGAGGAAGCACGCCAUGCUGCAGGAGGAGAGGAAGCUUAGGGAGCUGGAGCGCUGCGUUGGGGAGCAGCGGCGAAACAGCGGGCCCCCUCCCCCCGCUGUCCUCCCCCUGGGCCGAGAGUUCAGUGCCUCCGAUGACAGUUCCCUGUCAGAUGGGCUGCUACUGGAGGAGGAGGAAGCCCAAGUGCCAAAACCUCCCACAGAGUCUCCAGCCCCGCCUUCCCGGCCUCUCCCACCCCACAGCCUCGAGGGGCUGCAGCUGGCAGGACCUGAGAUGGGGGGCCUGGAGCGAGCCCCCAUCCAGAACAGCCCCUGGAAGGAAACCAGCCUGGACCACCCGUAUGAGAAGCCCAGGAAGUCUUCUGAGCCCAGUAGCGAGUCUAGCAGCCCGGCCACCACCCCGCAGGAUGGGCCCAGCAUGUCCAGCCUGUGGCUGCCGGAGCCGGCCUCCUUCUGUGUGGUUCCCAUCCGCAGUGUUCCCGGCCAGAGGCAGGGCCGCACAAGUGCCCCAGCCACCCCCGAGAUGCAGGGGAGGAGGGGCCAAUCGCAGUCUCUAAGGGUGGACUCCUUCCGGCUGGGGCUUGAGGGCCGAGGCCGCAGCGCCUUUCCCCGCCGCCGCCCCACUCACUACACAGUGACCGUGCCAGAUUCCUGCUUCCCCUCCAGCAAGCCCCCGCUGCCACCCCCUGCCUACCACUCCUGCUCAGAAGACAGCGGCUCCGACGUCUCCAGCAUCUCCCACCCCACCUCGCCGGGCAGCAGCAGCCCCGACAUUUCCUUUCUGCGGCCCCUCUCCCCACCCGAGCCCCAUUGCCACCGUGGGGCUUGGGGCCCGGCUGGUGGGAGAGAGCUGGCCACUCACUACCCCCAGCUGUUGUUGCCCCCGGGGUACUUCCCGGCGGGGCGGUAUGUGAUGGUGGCCGAGAGCCACCAGCCACCGGGCAAGUGGGAGCUGUGCCCCGUGGGCUAUGAGGCGGAGGGGGCGCCCCUGCGCUAUCACCGGCUGCUGGCUGCCCACAGCCGCCUCGUGCGCACGCCCUCCCUGAAGGACAGCCCCGCGGGCCGGGGCCUCAGCAAGAUGGCCGUCUCCGAGGAGCUCAGGUGCUGGCACGAGCGCGCACGCCUGCGGAGCGCUCGCCCCCACUCGCUGGACAGGCAAGGGGCGUUCCGCGUCAGGAGCCUGCCCCCAGGGAGAGAGGGCUUCCCUCGGGCCCCGGGACCGCGGCCCCAGGUGCCCACAGUGUGUGUGCUGCGGAGGUCGCCCGAGGGAGCCCCUGUGCAAGUCUUUGUACCUGAAAAUGGAGAGAUCAUCAGCCAGGUGUGACAAGGCCACGUGUCACCCAGUGCUCUGAGUGCCUGGACCCCACUGCUGGAAAACACCGUUUGAGAGCAGGGUUGUGCUGAGACCCACUCUAUGCUGGAGCUUCUCCCUUGAGCUCCCCACCCCCAUCGCAGGCCGAUGACCAGGAGCUGAAGCUUUUUUUUUUUCAAAAACAGUUUUGGUUCAAAACCCUGGCCUGAGGAUUUAUAUGUGUUUUGUCCUAAGAUCACUGUAAAAUGAUUGUGCUUUAUCUUCCCAGAGACUGGUAGGCCUGCUAGACUUGAGGCCUUGCCUGUCUGACUAGCGGCAUUUGUCUCCUUAUGCAAGACAAGCGGCAGGGGUUGCGUGAAGUGCCCAGGACCACAUCAGAGUCCCUCAAACCCUCUAUGCAAUGGUUCGAAGAUCUUCCUUGGAGAACAGCCCCUGGCCCUCCUGUCCCACCGUGGCUGGAGGCUGGAUGUGGCACACACUCAUGCACAGGACUGCGCAUUCCUAGGGCCUGGGUACCAUAGCCUUUUACGGUACCUCCCCCUUUAUGACGUGCUCUGUGAUGCACACACCAGGUGGUAGGUUAUAAAGGUCAGUACAUCCUGGUGGAACAUUGUCUUCCUGGACUCUGAUAUUUUCUCGACCCCACAAACCUUCUUUAGGGGCCUCAAUCACUGUGGCCUCUCUCUGCCCUGUUAGCUCCCAGCAUCUACGCAGACCCUGAGUCCUGAGUUUGAGGCUUCACCGGAUUGUAGCACCCAACGGCUGGCCUGGGGACUGGCCUGUGGUGUAAGUUGGUGGAGAGCAACCCCCACUCUGACCACUGUCUCAGGGCAUCACGUGGACUUGCAAUCUCACUACACCCCAGCAUCUUUUCAUCAUAGUCCUAGAAACUGACAAACCAAAAACCUCACCAAUACUUUGAAAAGACAUCACUUGUGGCACUGUCUCCGAGGGAGGGGCCGGUUUUCUACUCCCCACCCAGUUAUGAUUCUGCUCUGAGUUUGUGGAUUUCUCCUGAAAGAGGGAAUAGCCUUACUUAUGCAAACAGAAAUACUCCUGAUAAGGAGCCCUGGUGGUGCAGUGGUUAAAGUGCUUGACUGCUAAUGGAAAGAUCCAUGAUUUGAAACCAGCAGCGGCUCAGCGGGAGAGAGAUGUGGUAGCCCAUAGAGAUUUACAGCCAUGGAAACCCUAUGAGUCGGAAUCAACUCCAUGGCACUGGGUCGGGUAUUUUUUGUUUAGGAGUGCUGGUGAGACUCUGGUUUUUCUUAGAGAGCAUUAAUUAAUUGUCCCAGCUGUCCAGGGGCAAGCCUGGAAACUGCCUGUGCUGAGACCAUCCGAUUAAAAAAAAAAAAACCAAACCCGUUGCCAUGGAGUCGAUUCUGAUUCAUAGAGUCCCUGGGUUCUCUUGAACUAGGUCCUUCUUUGCUGCCAGGUCAGAUUCCCAAGUAGGGACCCUGCUUCAAUAAGAAAGCAACUGCUCUGA
This is a messenger RNA of Loxodonta africana (African savanna elephant), 3856 nucleotides long. RefSeq names its product innate immunity activator (gene INAVA). Lineage: Eukaryota; Metazoa; Chordata; Mammalia; Proboscidea; Elephantidae. The record is from RefSeq and is a predicted model, not a curated record. The coding region runs from base 364 to 2385 and encodes 673 amino acids. Gene Ontology annotation, biological process: adherens junction maintenance; positive regulation of protein ubiquitination. The transcript is spliced from 10 exons.